UGAUGAGCAACCCUGCAGAGUCCUGCUGUUGUAAUUCUGGGCUGCAAAUCCCAGAGACCUUGGCGGCAGCAGGAAGAGGAAGUGAACACACAGCUAGAGAGCUGUGCUCUAGUGCCCCCUGUCUUCUGCCUGAGACACUGUAGGCAUGUGGUUGCAUUUUCUGAAUCAAAGGAAAAUAGGAUCGAUAGGCUUGCAAGAUAAAGCACCUCUGUCAAAGAGUCUCUUAUUAGUUCCAAGUGCCCUGUCGAUUCUGUUGACUCUGCUCUUCCAACAUUAUCGGAAGUUCUUCAUGUAUAAUCUACAAGCUGUAAAAGAGGAUUUUCAGAUUUGGAGACUUGUAUGUGGAAGAACGGUAUGUCUUGAUCUAAAAGAUGCAUUCUGCAGCAGCUUGCUCAUUUACAACUUUAGAAUAUUUGAAAGAAGAUAUGGCAGCAGAAAAUUUUCAUCCUUUUUACUGGGCUCCUGGAUGCUUUCAGCUUUGUUUGAUCUUCUUCUUGUAGAAGUUGUGCAGUAUGUCUUUGGCAUCACUAUCAGCAGCUUGCCCUCUGGAUUUUUGGGUCCUCUGUUUGCUCUGUUUGUGCCAUUUUAUUGCUCCAUUCCAAGAGUGCAAGUGACACAAAUAUUAGGCCACUUAUCCAUCACAAACAAAACUUUGGUCUAUAUACUGGGUUUACAGCUCUUAACCUCUGGUUCCUACAUCUGGAUUGUAGCCUUAAGUGGACUGAUUUCUGGGAUCUGCUACAACAGUAGUGUGUUAAAAGUUCAUCGAGUAAUUUGUAUACCCAGUUGGGUAGCAAAGAUAUUUUCUUGGACUCUUGAACCAAUUUUCUCAACUGUGGAACCAUCCAGUGAGAUUCGAGUAGGAAUGGGAGCAACAGUGGACAUCCAGAGACAGCAGAGAAUGGAAUUACUGGAUCGUCAGAUAAUGCUGUCUCAGUUUGCACAGAUGAGACGGCAAAGACAACAGCAGGGUGGGAUGAUUAACUGGAAUAGACUCUUUCGUCCUCUACGUCAUAGACGUAAUGCAAAUUAUCAAGAUAUUCUCCAGUCUGAGCAAGAUGCACCUCCACCUACUGAGGUUUCUGAGGAACAGGUAGCACGGCUUAUGGAAAUGGGAUUUUCCAGGGGAGAUGCUUUAGAAGCUCUGAGGGCUUCAAAUAAUGACCUUAACGUAGCUACCAACUUUCUACUGCAGCACUGAUGAAGAAUUUCUCAAGUUGAUGCAUUUACCAUUUGAAGGAGGAUUGAAGCCACCUGCUGGAUAGACUCAGAAAGUUCAUUCCUAAGAAAGGGGGAAAGUCAAGAGAGAGAAACUACGUCUCCAUAAAUGAUGCUUCAAAGUAAUAUUAACAAAUGACACUGACUGUUCCCAAACCCUUAAAUAAAGUAAUCGUUCCCAUUUUGUUUAUCCUUUUAAAGAUUAUUUUGAUCUCCACUUAUUACCAGAUAUCUUCAAAAUUUGCUUUAAAAAUGGUCUUUCUCUUGUAACUCAAAUAUGUUAUCUUUCCUAUUUGCAAAGAAAUGCAAAAGCAACUAAUGAGACUACAACUGCUGCAUACAGAUAGAUUUGCCUUCCAAGAAAAAAACUACAGUUCUCCUCUUUUACUGAUUUCUUAUCUCUGAUAUUUAAUAUUAUUUUGGUUUUUUGGUCAGUAAUGAGAAAAUCUUCCAAGGUGGUGAUAUUAUUUCAGCAGAAGGUUAUGGGAUUAUCACAUCAUUCUUCAUAAAAUGUAUUAAUGCUUGUAAUAUUUUAUUCCUUGAAAUCCUUUUUAAAUAAAAGUUGUUAUUCCCUAUGUAAUCCAUGGAAGAUACCAGAAAUUUUAUGUGGAUCUUGUACAGUAGGUGAUCAGCAUAAAUUUAAGCAACUAUAAAUUUAGCAGAUGACUACUCAGGUCAGAAGGCACAAAAAUAUGUUAAUGGAGUAAUAAAAAGGACAUAAGUGAUAAAAAGGAUAUAAAGCUGAUGGCAUGAACAGAUUUGAACAGAUUUGCAUUGUAACAGCUGGAUGCAAUUCAAUUAGUCUGGUAUGUACAACUUCAAUUUUUGAGCAGGGUAUAUACAUCUCUUUAGAAGGAAAAUAUUUUUAAAAAAACAAAGACAUUUUUCUGCUUUCUAUGUAGUCUUAGUUUUCAGCUGUCGCAGAUCUGGACUACCCUGGCUGUGCUCACUUGGCUGAAAGCAACACGGGCUGAAAACUUACUCUGAAAGCAUCAGCUGAACUUGGCACAGGAGCCAACAGGAUGCUAAUGUCAGGAUAUCCAGGAUCUGCUUUUAGAGUUUAAAAUAUUAAAGACCCCAUAUUUGAUCCAAUUUUCAAAGGUAUGAAAGUUUCACAGUGUGGAAAUACCUGCUUGCUCAACACCUGUGAAAUCAAGCCAAUUAUUGUGAGAUACCAUGCACUUCCAAAAGUGAGCUGAAUUUUAUACUUAAAGAAUAAUAUAUUCAUAUAUAGCAUGUAUUUUACAUAUAUGUAUGUCAAAUGUAACAUUCAUAUAUAAUGCACAAAAUUGAGGACAUAGGAGGUGGCAUCAGGGGAAAAAUGAAGUAGCAAGGGGCAAAACAGAAGGAUAAAAGAAUAUGUUGGGAACCAAAUGGGAAAAACAGUGGAUAGUUCAGAUUUUCAUUAAAAAAACAGCAAUCUGACUGUGUCUGCAAAAUGACCAGAGGAAUGACAACAGGUUUGUUCAUAUUUGAACCUAUUGCAAUAGCAACUAUUGUAUUUUCUCUUUGUAAUUUCCAUUGCUUAGAAUGUGGAGAGGAAAACAUUCUUGAGGCUGUGAACAUGCUGGCACAAGGCAGCCUAUGCUAAUGAGUCCCAAAUUUUUAUACUCAAGGCACCCUGUGUUAGACUUGAGGCAUCCUUUGCAAAAUGCCAGCUCUUAGUUUUCCCUCAUUUUUUUGACUACAGAAAAAUAAUAGAGCAAUUUUUCAGUUGCUAAGAAUUAAAAAAGACCACAAUGGGUUGGAAUGCUUGUAACACUAUUCAAAUCUCUGGGUUUAUAUUGUGAAUCAUAUUUGCACAGCUAACAGUACUAUCAUUGUGUGGCAUCUGCUGGCACCCUUAAAAGGUUCUCAAGGCUACCCAGGGUGCAGCAGUACCCUGGUUGGGAAUCACAGGUCUGUGGAGACAACAGCUGUUUUUCAGUGCAAAAUUUGUUUGAUGUGGCAAUGACUGGCAUUUCUUCCGUAUAUGCCAAGGAGAUUUCUGGACUCUGUUAACCUGGAGAAGUGACUGGCUCACAAAGAGAGGCCCAAGCUUUAAGAGGUACCUGUUUUUAAAUGAUGGAAUAAUUUGGGGCAUGCAGCUUAAUUAAAAAAAAAUAUAUUAAGUAUUGUACAAGUUGUAGAUAGUAAUGCAUUUUAUUUUGGUAGUAAUAGCUAAAUUCUUCCUGUUACUGUCAAAGUAACUUCAUAAUAGUUUGCUAUAAAAGGUAGUAAAUAAUUCUGGGUGAGCAAAAUUCUGUCAAUAGGAAAGGGAUGUAUUUACCUCUUGACCAGUGUAUGUUACAAAGUUAAAUAUGAGAGAGACCCUUUGAAGUACUGUCCUGCUUGCACUGGAGCUGCUUGCAGACUCAAGUAGCUUUUACAUUAAGAAUUUUAAAACCUGUACCGAGAGUUUAGUCCAAGACAUUAUAGAGUAUUUAUAGAUCAAUGUUCUGUGAUCAAAAUCAUUCCUGUUUUAUAAGUCAGUAAUAUCUAGAAGUCACAAUCCCAUUGUAUUAAACUUUCUGCAAAACAUAUUUAAACUCCAGCUGUGAAAUCCUGGCACCUUAGUGAAGCCAAUGUAUCAAAACUCCCUUUGGACCAUAACAGGGCCAGAAGUUCACCCAACUUCCUUGUCUCAAAAUACUCUGUCUUCCAUAAAAAAAAAAAAAUUAAAAACUUUCCAUAAAAAAGCUUUUUGGGUCUUAGUUGCUGCUAAGGAAAGUUCCAAUCUGACUCAUGUAGUAAAGGAAGACUUGUAGAAAACAGAUCUUAAAAAAUGUCUUUUGAGUCAUCUGUGAUAGACCAACUGGCUGUAUAUGCAGGGUAAUUCCUUAAAGUAUAUCUAAGCAUUUUGUCCAGUGUAAUUUGAAAUGUCUCAAAUAAUAUAGUUUCUAUAUUAACUGCACUAUACAAAUGUAUUUGAGGAAGCAAGGGAAAGUCUGUCCUUUCCCCAAACAAGAUGCAACAUAAUUUUCUAUGAGGAAGAGCUUAAAGGGUGAAUUCCUAACUAAUGGAGUCAGUGGGAAAAUUCUCAUUGGCUCUGGUAAUGGCAUCCCAGGAUUUUACCUUUGAGAAUUUAAAGUCAUUACCCCUCUGGCAGAUUCCACUAGUACCUUGAGAACAUUUUCUUACAAUAGAGAAUGAAAUCAGAAUGAUUUCGCAGGGUACUUUUUUGAAAUAGUGUAUUUGGGAAAUGGACAGGGCUUUUACAUGGGACCGUUACACAGCUCUGCAUUGUGAAAUACUAGUUUCCAAGGUCCUUAAAUGUCUGUUAAAUUGCAGUAAGAUGAGGCUUCAUACAGGAGUUCAUGUACUUGUCAAAAUGUCUUCCUCUCACACCAUAGGAGAUGGAGAUUACUACCUCUCAGAUGAUUAAAUUCACAGUCAAAUUUAGCUUGUGUACAUAUUUGUGAUAUUUAGUGCCUGUUUAUAAUAUGCCUUAAGGAGAUUAUUAUUUAAUGGAAAAAUAUGUGCAGAUAUAUUUUAAAAGAAAAUCACAAAAAAUAUGUUUUGGGAGUGCUAAGAUAUUUAGUCAUCUUGUAUGUGUGAUUAUGAUGUUAUAUAUCACUCAGGAGAGCCUGAUUGUAGCUAUAAUGCGUGUGUUGGAAGGAAAUUAAAAAUAUAUAUUCCCAGACUCCUCUUUCUUUUAGUGUAUGUGUAUGUUCACUAUAUUUAUAAAACUAUAUGAGAGGUGUCCAGACUUUGAAAUCCUGAGAAGCAAAUUGGCACAUUGCUAGGAGGAUUGUAUCUCUUUGUGUGACUGUCCACAUGCAUAUUUCUGUUAAAUUGUACCUUACUUCAUAAAUGAAUAGAAAUCUUUUCUUGUUUUGGUUUUCCUGCAAUAAAAACCUUCUCUUUA
This is a messenger RNA of Alligator mississippiensis (American alligator), 5065 nucleotides long. It is a transcript of the gene UBAC2, whose product is annotated as UBA domain containing 2. Bases 146 to 1201 code for a protein of 351 amino acids. The transcript has 9 exons. NCBI's taxonomy places the organism in Eukaryota, Metazoa, Chordata, Crocodylia, Alligatoridae. Gene Ontology annotation, molecular function: serine-type endopeptidase activity; protein binding. The record is from RefSeq and is a predicted model, not a curated record.